UCGAGUUACAAAAUGGCGGCGCGGGACGUGUUUGGUGCUGUUUCCCCAGCUGUCUGAGGCUGAGCGGAGAGCUGUCCCCCUCAGUACCGUACACAGAGACGAGGUCCCCGGGGGACAUGGUGUUUGGGAGUCCGGGCCUGUUGACCACGACGUCCUUCGAGGCUCUCAGCGCACCGGAAGCGACCGAGCGCGCUCAGCCGGGUGGCCCGCAGCCGUUUCAGACCCGAGCGCCGCGCCCGCGACCUCGGCCCUGCUCGCCGCCGCGCCCACGUCCCGGCAAGAGCUGCGCGGCCGCGGGGGAGGUUCAAAAAAAUGGCCAAAAGAAUUGCCGAGAAGGAAUUGACAGAUAGGAAUUGGGAUCAAGAAGACGAGGCUGAAGAGGUGGGAACAUUUUCGGUGGCCAGUGAGGAAGUCUUGAAGAAUAGAGCCAUAAAGAAGGCAAAGCGUAGAAAUGUUGGAUUUGAAUCUGAUAGUGGAGGAGCCUUUAAAGGUUUUAAAGGUUUGGUCGUACCUUCUGGAGGAGGAUUUUCUGGAUUUGGUAGUGGUGCUGGAGGGAAGCCUCUGGAAGGACUGUCGAAUGGAAACAGCAUAACUAGUGCCCCUCCCUUAACCAGUGCAAAGGCAGCAACAGAACCCAUGGCAGCCUUUGGUUCUAUUGCUGCAAAUGGCCCUACCACUUUGGUCGAUAAAAAGAUUUCAGAUCUCAAAACUAAUGGCGACAGUCAGCAGUCCUCCUCCUCUGGCCUUGCUGCAAGUAAAGCCUGCGCUGGGAAUUCCUAUCACAAGCAGUUGGCUGCUUUGAACUGCUCUGUUCGGGAUUGGAUAGUGAAGCACGUGAAUACAAACCCGCUCUGUGAUCUGACACCUAUCUUUAAAGACUAUGAGAAAUAUUUAGCGAAUAUUGAACAGCAACAUGGGAACAGUGGCAGUAGUAACGCUGAAAGUAAAACUAACAAAAUGUUGGUUGAAACACAGUCUCCAUCCCUAUUUGGUUCAACAAAACUACAAGAGUCAGCAUUUUUGUUUCAUGGCAACAAAAGUGAGGAUACAUCUGAAAAGAAGAUGGAGGUUGUGUCUGAAAAGAAAAUGGACCCAUCGAUAGGAACAAGUGCCUCGUUUAAUUUUGGCAAGAAAAUCGAUAGUUCUGUUUUGGGCUCAUUAAGCUCUGGUCCCCUGGCUGGAUUUUCAUUUUCCCCUGGAAACUCCAGUUUAUUUGGCAAAGAUAUCACCCAGAGUAAACCAGUUUCUUCGCCAUUUUCCACUAAAACAUCAGAGAGUCAAGCUGAGGGUGGCAGUAAUGAAUGCAAAGGUGGAGAUGAAGAAGAGAAUGAUGAACCACCCAAAGUAAUAGUUACUGAAGUAAAAGAAGAAGAUGCUUUUUACUCCAAAAAGUGUAAACUAUUUUACAAGAAAGACAAUGAAUUUAAAGAGAAGGGUGUAGGUACUCUGCAUUUAAAACCUACAGCAAAUCAGAAGACACAGCUUUUAGUGCGGGCAGACACCAAUUUAGGCAACAUAUUACUGAAUGUUCUGAUUCCACCCAAUAUGCCGUGUACCCGAACAGGGAAAAACAACGUACUUAUUGUCUGUGUUCCAAAUCCACCAAUCGAUGAGAAGAAUGCCACCAUCCCAGUUACCAUGUUGAUUCGGGUAAAAACUAGUGAGGAUGCAGAUGAGUUGCACAAAAUUAUACUGGAGAAAAAGGAUGCCUGAACACAUGAAGCUCGCUGAGGAAUUAUUGCCAAGUUGCUGCUUACCCCAUCGCCCCUUAAAUUAGUCAGUUUUUCUUCUCACUUUGACAUUCUAAGAACUUAUAGAUAACUGAAAACUUUUGUGAGGAAGAUUAAUAUGGCCAAUAAAACCUUUAAGUGUUUAGUGUCAAGAAACUAAUCGCCCUUCUUAAGAACUGUCUAAUGUGUAAAAUACAUUUGAAUGAAAUUUUUUGGAAGAUUUUUUAAUGUUCGUUUGUUUAUUAAACUAACCAUAAGUGAUUUCCUAAUGGACUGAAAUCAGGGUACCAAUUAGCUUUCCCAAAGGCUAUUCCAAUCCAUGGUUGUUCGGGUCUGCUGCCACCACUGCGGCAGUGUUCUGGCUGUGUCUGGAAAGAAACUUGCCUGUAUGGUUCUUCUCUCCUGUGUGCUUGACUGAUUUGUGAAACUAGCGCUCUUACCAAAUGAACCGUGCUGCCAUGCUGUGACAGAUGUUUGUCCUUUGCUGUAUGUUAUUAACUUUUAUUUUUAAGCUGAAAUGUGAGUACUAAAUGUUCACCUUCAGCAUUAGAGUCAUUAGCCUGUUAUUUGCAGACAUUGCAUUAACCAUUUCAAGAGGAAAUCAAUAACUUUUGGAGUAAGUAGUUCUUUGCUUUUGUAGAUUUGCUUUUAUACUUUUUCUUCAUGAGGUGCUGUUACUUCUUUAUCCUCCUAAAGACAAUUAGGAUAUAGAGGGAUUGCCAGGAAUGGGUUUUAAAAGCACAAAUUUGGUAGUUCAUGGUUUCUAGACCAUGACAGUAAACCCUUAUGAAAAGAAAGUUAAGUCAAAGUGGAACCAUACUAGAAGAGGAAGAUAUGAUGCUUGUAGUCAUUUCUAAGAUGAUGAACUCCAUGGAUAUAAAAACAAUUUAUUACUUAAGUACAAAGGAGCUUUGAUUACACAUGAGCCAAGUGAAUUCACUAGGAAACAUGUAACAAGGUGUAAUGGAAAAAUUGUGUGUCUAUUUUGCCUUUAACUUUAGACAACAGUAUAUUUUACAUUUGAUAUCUGAAAUAUCCAUUUACUUUUUAAAGAAUAAGAUAUUCAGUAUGUCCAUUUGGAAGGGAGCUGUGAUUAUGCACAAGAAUAUCCAUGUCACUUCUCCAGAGCUGUCAGGUAACACUAGCGUCCUCUGAAGACUGGACACACGAUAGAUACAAGAUUUAAUGUUUAAAUUUCUACUUUGAUCCUCAUGAAUUGAUCCUGGUACCAGAUGAUCUUGUUUAAAGGCUCAGGGUCAGUGCCCAAGGGCUCACAUUUGUAUAUUCUGAUCUUCAGUACAUAAUGUAUUCUGACUUAGAAUAGUCAAAAUAAUUGUGGUUGGUACAGUUGCUUUUUUAAAACUACAAUCUUCAGGUGUAAGGGGGGGCAGUUUUAUGAUCAAAUAUGGUUAAUUCUUAUGUACUUGGGGUAAGGUAAUUGGGCCAACAUUUGUCAUGGGAUUCUUGUACUCUCAGUUUCUGGUUCCAGUAGGAGAAUUUGGCCCAGUGUUUGACUUUGUAUAAAUACAUGCAGAGAAAGGUAUGCUUGCACUAUUAUGGGAUGUGGUCAGACUCAGCUAUUUUGUUCAACCUAGGGAGGAAGGGGCAAAUUUUCUUGCAUUUACUUUUUAGAAUUGUUACAGGUGAUUUAUAGAAGUGGUUGAUAAUGUUAAAAUAAUACUGGCCUUGCCCUAUUCAUUAGGUUUAUACAGUUUUUGGGGUGUAGGGGGUGGGCAGCUUGCCUGUAGGCAGAUUUGAACCCUUGAUCUUGGUGUUAUGACACCACGCUGUAACCAACUGAGGCAACUGGCCAGCACUAGGUUUAUCCAGCUUUUAAAAUGGUGAAGAGGAAAUAAGGGGAACAGAUUUCAUUAUGUUGCAGCUCAGCCAUACAUGCCCCCAUGGUACCAACGAGAAUGACACAGGCAUCUUUCGGAACACUUCAGUGUUAAUGAUGCAGUACUUUGUUAGCAUCUGCAUGUGUAGUGGAAUGUUUAAAAAAAUGGCAUGAAAAGAUCACAAUUGGAUUACCUUUUAACACCCCCUCCUCUAAAAAUAGUUUAUAUAUUUUUUAAUUAGUGGAUAUGUGUGGCUUUCUUUUUUUCUAACAUUCCCAGCAAAUUUUUGCUGCUAAGACUGUCACUGUUAAAGUGAAAGUUACAGGGAAAAUGUGAUAUGUAUAACAUAACUCAAAAUGUGAUAUUUUCUUAGUCACUCUUUUAUGCUUUAGGAACUGCUUGGUCUCCACUUUGUGUAUUAGUGUAAAAGAGCCUGAAUAUAUGUGGAUUUUAUUGUAAAAUCCAACUCCUUGUAUGUUACUUGGGGAAAGGGGCCCCCGGAGGGCGUACCUAUUUUUCCCCUCUGUGUUAACAGACAAUUCUGACCCAUGGGUUAUUUUAGUUUGAUUUAUUUUUAACAAAAUAUUAGAAAUUAGGCUUUAAAAUGUUUAAUGUGGACUGAAAUUUUCAUCUUUAGUUUGAGAAUCCGUAAACUGUAUGUAUAUACAUGGCCUAAAGUGAGUUGUGUAUUUGUUUUAAUUCUAAAUCAAAUUGUUUUGCAUCUUUACAAAUACUAAAUAUCCCAGUGGCCUUUUUUCUUUUUUAAACUGAUAUGUCUAUCUCAUUCUUUUGCACGUUCUCAGUAAGCAAAAAGUUGAGUCUUGUGCAGCCUUCCUUAUUAGAAUUACAAGCUGAAAACGUGUGUCCAGUUUUUAAAGAGGUUUAGAUUGUGUUUUCCACAGAAUGAUCAUUCAUGGACUGAUUUUCUUUAAGAGAGUUAUUCUGUUUUACAAUUUCAAUUCUAAAUUAUAUGUUUUAUAUGCUGCAUGCCAAAAACUACCUGUUCUGGGGUAGAGGAAGGAAAAAAUUAAUAUUCCACUUUACUGUUAGAGUUCAAAACAAGUUUCACUGAGAGCCUUUUCAGUAUAGUUUUACAGGUAGACCAGGUUGUUCGUUUUUGAACAUUUGUCAGUUAUUCUAAUAUUUCAGAAGAGUCAAAAUGCAAGCACCAUGCAUUUGAAGGCUUUGCAAACUAAAUGGCUGACUCCCAAACUCCUGAGUCUUCUUCUCAUUCUGGAAGUGGGAAUAUUAAAUAGAAACUGAUUUGUCCUGUAGUCCCGGCAGGGGAGAGUGAGGAGCUUGUUAAAACUGGUCUUUUCUUCCAAUCCAGAGCUUUGAGCACAAGCCCCCGUGUGUUCUUGGCCAGUAGCAAUCAGUAAGGACUAAGGACUGCCCAUUUGCAGACAUAAUUGUAACGGAGAUGUAAACUUCUUAGCAAUCAAAUGGAUAAAUUGUUUGCUUUUUAUUUUAAAUAGGAAAUUGUUUUCUAAAAUGAAAAUACUUGAAUUGUCAGAUAAUAUAAUCUCGGUUGUGUUAGUUUUUGAGUGCUGCCAUUGAGGAAGUGUAAUAAUCCAUGAAUGUGAA
Cynocephalus volans (Philippine flying lemur) is the source of this 5152-nucleotide messenger RNA. It is a transcript of the gene NUP50, whose product is annotated as nucleoporin 50. Lineage: Eukaryota; Metazoa; Chordata; Mammalia; Dermoptera; Cynocephalidae. The record is from RefSeq and is a predicted model, not a curated record. The transcript is spliced from 8 exons. The coding region runs from base 313 to 1713 and encodes 466 amino acids. Gene Ontology annotation, biological process: protein import into nucleus. Gene Ontology annotation, cellular component: nuclear pore.